UUUUUUUUUUUUUUCCUCCCCCCCAUUGGUUGUGCAAUUCGGUCACUGUGCCUGGGGUGUGUGAAAGAUCUCCAGAUCAGCCUUUCCUGCAACUUUCAGAUUCUGAAAACCGUUAUUUGGUGAUCGCUAAGGCUACUCUGAGCCAUGGGCGAACAAAUGAGCGAUAGCGAGGAGGUGAUCGAUCUGAAGAGUCCUGAGCCCAUGGACCCGUGUGAGCCGCUGCUGGAAACGACGGAUGACCUUUCUGGGUUCCCCGACAUGGGAGGAAUCUAUGAGAUCCAGCACAGACCGGAGGUCCCACCGAACCUCAUCCCGGGCUUAGAAGUCGGCAGCCCCGUGGAAGGGACUUCGUACAUCUGCUCCAAAUGCGGGAAAAGCUUCUGCAGCAUCUCCAGCCUCAUCAGCCACGAGAAGAGGAACCACACGGGGGAGAAGCCAUACAAAUGCGCUGACUGCGGGAGGAGCUUCCACCAGAGCUCCGACCUCGUCAAGCACGAGCGAAUCCACACCGGAGAGAAGCCCUACCAGUGUUCGGUCUGCGAGAAGCGGUUCAGCCAGCGGUCCUAUCUCAUCGUCCACGAGCGGUUCCACACCAAAGAGAAGCCGUACAAGUGCUACCUGUGCGGGAAGAGCUUCUGCUCCAACGCCCACCUCAUGACCCACCAAAGGACCCACACCGGAGAGAGGCCCUACCAGUGUCCCGACUGCGGCAAAAGGUUCAUCACCAGCUCGAACUUUGUGAACCACAAGAAGACGCACACGGAGGACAAGCCGUACAACUGUUCCCUGUGCGAGAAGAGCUUCAAGAGGAGUUCCAACUUGAUCCAGCACGAGAGGACCCACACGGGCGAGAAGCCCUACGCCUGCCUGACCUGUGGGGAAAAUUUCGCCUCCAAUUCAGGCCUGGUGAAACAUCAGCGUAGCCACACGGGGGAGAGGCCGUACAAAUGCUCCUACUGCGCGAAAAGCUUCACGCAGAGCAUGAUCCUGACCCAGCACGAGAGGACCCACACGGGGGAGAAGCCGUGCAAGUGCCCGGUGUGCGGGAAAAGCUUCCGCUCCAGCUCCGACCUGGUGAAACACAAGCGGAUACACACGGGGGAGAAGCCGUACAAGUGCUCCUUGUGCGGGAAGAGCUUCACAACCAGCUCGGACGUGGUGAAGCAUGAGAGGACCCACACAGGCGAGAAGCCGUACAAAUGCGGGACCUGUGGGAAGAGCUUCAGCCAGAGCGCACACCUUAUGCAGCACCAGAGGAUCCACACAGGGGAGAAACCCUAUACGUGCCUCACCUGUGGGAGAAGCUUUACCUGCAGUGCACACCUGGUAGUACAUAAAAGGACUCACAAAGAAGCAAAUAACUUACAAACAUAAAAUAUUCCCGUUGGGCAGAUGGCUGAGAGAAAUAACUCUCCGACUAGGUUCAGCCUAGGGCUGAACUAGAUAAUACCUUCCGCCUUCCCCUCCCGUGCUGUUUUCCCUAGCCGAAAUGCCCACAGUGAGUCGAACAGGGCCCCCGUGGCCAUUUCGGCUGGGGAAAACAGCACUGGGUGGGGAGGGCUGAAGCUUCUCCGAUCCCAUAUCAUGAUCCCGAGCAGAACUGGGCCCCCAAGUGCUUUUAAACGUUACUUCUGGAUUGCACAUCUGACUAAAUCGGGUCCUGGGUAGUUUAGCCCUUAGUUAAGCGUCGAAGUUUCCAUUCCCGGAAAGAAUCAUAGGAGUGUUCCAAGCAAUGAACUUUUAUGCUGAAACAGACCCUCUUUUAUUCUCCCUCCCUGGAAUUUUUUAGAAGCCGUAGAGGAAAGUAAAACCUAAAACUUGGUAGCCCAUCUAAUCGUUUUACGCAGGAGGGGGAAAAAGAAGUUGCCCAAACAGGAGAGAAGCCAUAGGAUUGUUCCGAUUGGGAGAGGAGUUGCUGGAUUUUUCCAUCCACCAUAAAACCCAAAGCAAAUGUUUUAAAAAAGGUUUCCAUGAUUUCUAAUUGAAGAUGAAUUGCGGAAAGGCGCUCUAGGCAAUAGAAUUUGGGACGUUUGUGCGGAGAGGCAGCUUACGGAGGGAUUUCAAGGGGUGUCGAAAGAUAUGGCUACAAAAUAAACCAUCUGUAUAAGAGGAUAUGGGGCGAUCAUGCAUUUAACUGUACAUAGUCUAGAGCUAGAUUUGAAUCCAGAAACGCCUUAGUUUUUCGGCAGACGAGCCAGUUUGGUGUAGUGGUUAAGGGCAGCAGACUCUAAUCUGGAGAACCAGGUUUGAUUCCCCACUCCUCCACAUGCUGCUGCCGGUGUGACCUUGGGUCAGUCCCCAUUCUCUCAGAGCUCUCUCAGCCCCACCUGCCUCACAGGGUGUUCUAAUAUGGGGAGAGGAAGGGAAGGAGAUUGUAUGCUGCUCUGAGACUCCCAAGUGAAGGGUGAAGUAUAAAUCCAAACCACUUUCACCUCUUCUUCUUCCUCCUCCUCCUCCUUCUAUCAAGAGUCAAAUCUUUAUCGGUCGGAUACCCUGAAAAUCUGGUUGUUCUCUGUGACAGAACAGGCCCGUUCUGGCCGGCAGGCCUCAUUCCACCCUGCCCUCCUAGGUCUAUCUCAACCCCUGGAGAGGCUUUUCUUUCACUCUCGGGUAGUCCACAGCCGCCGCCACCUGACUUUUGCAAGGAGUUGCCCACUGGGAGGGACAGGAGACCCAGAGCAGGCCCGUUCUGCCACAUUCUCCAAGGUGCUACUGGACUCAGCUCUAGUUCUUCUACGGAAGCCCAACGUGGCUGGCCUCUGUAUGUAUUCUGUUUCUAAUAAACCGACGGGCUGUUUUGUGU
This is a messenger RNA of Heteronotia binoei (common prickly gecko), 2803 nucleotides long. RefSeq names its product zinc finger protein 501-like. The transcript has 3 exons. The coding region runs from base 145 to 1374 and encodes 409 amino acids. Gene Ontology annotation, molecular function: DNA-binding transcription factor activity, RNA polymerase II-specific; RNA polymerase II cis-regulatory region sequence-specific DNA binding. Gene Ontology annotation, biological process: regulation of transcription by RNA polymerase II. The record is from RefSeq and is a predicted model, not a curated record. NCBI's taxonomy places the organism in Eukaryota, Metazoa, Chordata, Lepidosauria, Squamata, Gekkonidae.